AUGUGUUGUGUGGACCAGGGGGUGUGUUGGAACGCCAAGGUGAGGAUCCGUCCGAGCCAUCCACCUGCGGCCUCUCUCGUCUCCGGUCUUCUUGACCCUGUCUUGACACCGGGCUCGGGCGAGGGAGGAGGAGAGAUUGUAGGUAGAUGCUACGCAAGUCUACCGGCACUUUAAACCCCUGCGUAAUUCACCGUCCCUGCUCCCACCGCUGCUGCUGCAUCUGUGGGUCACACGGUGGACAUCAUCGAAACCGAUGGUCGAACUGUCAUAACCCAUGACCUGGGACACCUUCCUGAAGCCGGUGAUGUAAGCGGAUCCCUUCUCAGCCGUGUCCGCCAACCUAGCACUUGUGUCUUCUAUACUAAGUGCGCCCCCUAAUGCCACCUAGAUCUUCAUUUCGUAUCGACAGCACAAAGUUUGUUAACCUCAAACUUGCACAAAUUUCUCAUCUAAUUUUUACAAUCCAAUUUUGUAACCGAUAUAGACUGGUAGCCUAACUCACGCAAUGUCGUCAGCGAAAUGUGUGUAGGUAGUAUGGUGUAUAUUUGUUGUUGAUAUUUUCCGAGCCUGAGGGCCGUUUACCAAUAUAUAAUUAAUUCUUAAUGUAUUUUAUGAAAGAAAACAGGUUAGUUUUCGACAAAAUUGGAUGUUCUCUUAUAUCCGAGUAAUUUCUAAUGCUUUUGGAUACCACACACCAAGACUUUUUGUUUAUAUAUGUUCUGCUGUAAUAGUACAUUAACAUGGGGUUUACGGAGUGCUGUAGGCGGGGCCCCACCUUGUAGUUGUAUGGUCGCACAGCGUUCAUCGAUGCGUAUGCAUGAGCACUGAACAAUCUUGCCCUGCCGAACAUUUAAUGUCAGCAAUAACCAUGCACCAAUAUGCGACAUAGGCAACACCAAGGGGAGCCUGGUAGUGAGAAGCAACCACAGGCAGUACAUGAGAGUCCCUGUAAGACGUAUCGAUGGUCCUCGUGCCCACUUCCUUUUUCACCUUCUCUCUACACCCAUCUCUAAUCUCUAGUUCCAUGAAGUCGUGAUUAUUACGGUGGUCACACCUCGGUAACCAUUUUUGACCGGCAAAAUAGAUCACAUGGGGGUGCCUGUACACCCGAUGUUCCCGAAGUGGUAUCCAAACGCCCUCUCCGAUCCCAUACAGAGGCUCUGUGGUGAGGGCGAAAUGUGAUCCAGCAGGCAGCUCAGGCUAAGUUGGGUGAUCUUCCCACUAAACCGAAGUCGUGAUUCAUAGUCGAGAACGGCGGCUGCAAAAGAUAACUAGGCAGUAUUAUUCAGGGGUAGAAUAGCCCCCUCCCCUUCACUGUGAGGGGCUAAGAAAGGUGUCCUAAAUAUUUCUAUAAAAUCACUCCUUCGACAAACUGAUUGUAUUCAGUGGACUUAAAAUAUGUAGUCGAAAAGCUGCAACAAAAUUAGAGGCUCACGCCUACUUCCCUCAAUAAACUGAACUGAACCGAAUAUGACUUUCCCACGCCCGUGCCACCCCACAAGCUGCUACAGUAAUGCCACUCAAUCUAGGGGUCUGUCGUGUUCGUUCCCUUUCGGCAGUCCCGUGGCUAAUCGCCGAAAACGAAAACGGCUCUGAUCACUUGCGAAUGGAUCCGUCACAAAGCAGGCAUUGCGGCCGCCAGUGAGACCUGCUUUGUGCAGGAUCAGCUAGAAGAUGUAGGCGCUAGAUGAGCCAUAUACUGCGGCAGACCCCAAGAGCAGAGCGACGAGAAAUCGGAAUGGUUUUUGCUGUCAAGAAUGGCGUCGUGACACGGCUGUUCUGUCUGCCAUGGGUCGUUAGUUACCGUCUCAUCGCUAUGAGGCUGCCAUUCCACAUGAAUGAAUUGGCCAUAACCGUCGUCCAAGCAAUUGUCCCCUCAUUUACUAACUCAUAUGCCUUGACGAACAAAUUCUCUGAUGACUUGCACACCUUCCUGGCAGCUGUUCCGGAUACGAACGACGAUACAGAAUAUGCUGUCUGUGAGGGGAUGCUCGGUAGCUAUGGAAUCUACCGUUGAAACAGCAAUGGCCUACCCGUCUUGCAGGUCUGUAUGAAACACCAUCUUAUAUUCAUCAAUACCCUCUCUCUUUCAGUGCGGGGAAAGUGACGUGGGUGUACCACUGACCGUAUCACUGGCAUCCGACUUACCGGGUGAUAGUUCUCAGGCGUGACCAGCGUAACGUGUUCAUAAAUAAGGCGAUUGGUGCUACUGACUGCCGGGCGUGUUAGCGCCUUGGCAUCUCCGAGAUCGGCUUUGACCGCAAUCACGCAGACUAUUGCAAGUUGGGAAAAUAUCAAAUAAGGUAAGUGCUGAAUAAAUUGACUCGACUUAGAACCAUUUGAGUUUUGGCAGCCGUAUGAACCGCAGAACGGAAGAAAUGCAACCCUGUAAGAACUCAUGAAUGCUGAAAACCAAUGGAGGAACCCGAAGACAACUAUUCAGGAAACUGCGAUGGAAACCCUUGGCUCUGCAUACCGUUAUCAUCAGAAUUUGCUUGAUUAAGGGAAUGAAAAAAACCGCGCUCUCCUCCCCAGUUUGCGUACUCUGCGCACGAACUCAUAAUGAACAGCAGCAACUCCAGUAAGUCCUAAUACUGCCGAUGUAGACGGCUGGUACAACAGAGGCCGAGAAAAUUGCAGAACGAUAGGCUGACUCGCAGAGGUGAAGGGAUUCAGGGAUAUGUCGAUCAUGAUAAGAUAAAGAAUUUUCUUGCGAUAAUAGAAAAAGCCAUUUGUUUUAAAGUCAAGGAGGCUGGGCUAAUGCUGUGCCGGAAUAGAUCAACCCUCCUGAUGCCUUAGUCACCGUUCCUCGACCACUGGGUCAUGAAUUUUCAGGGCGUCCUAGAUCAUCGGUCGGCACUUCGAAGAGACCACCAAUCGACCUCCUCAAGCGGACACCAAAUACGACUUUGGUUGUCCGCCUUCCCUCUUUGAGACAAGUAGAGUAAUGCAACAGCUGUCCAACCGAAAAUCGCCGAGAACGGACGUCCUACGUGCAGGCGUCUACAAAUGCGGCUAACCUCGCUAGCUUCGCUUUUUCAGGGAUGUGGCAACGAUGACGCCCACCCCCCACCCCAACACCUCAAGUGCGCGACCGUCAUGCACACCUACAAAACACAAGCGGAACCGUAAACCAUGUGCUAACCUCAGUGGCAUCCUACUUAAUUAGCUGAACGCUCAUCUGGAGCACGGAUUUCAUCCAGGAGCACAAUACGGACUUCAAAACCCCGCAGAACCACAGAUAUGAUCUUCGCAGCCAGUUGACUGCUGGAAAAUUGCUAGAAGAUACCAACCAAACUGUGAACUACCACCGAUCCGUCAAAGGCCUUUAAAACAGUUAGGCGUGAUUGAUACAAUAGAAUAAUACAGAAAUUCAAAUGGGAAGUCACAUUUGCGACGGAAUGAUUGUUUCCAUCACGAACGACGAGGCAGUCGGGAUCAUCCGCGGUGACGAAUGGAAUUAAUCAGAACGGUGUGCUCCCGCCCAUACUAUUCGGCCUCAUAUUUUCACUAAUGUUGUUGUUUGCUCAUCGUGAAGAGCGGCCGGAUAUUGACAUCAGUUACCGGGAAAUGUGAAAACUGUUUAACAUCGUUCGCCUCAAAGCAUCUUCAGGCAAGAAGAAAUUCCAUGCACCCACCGUAGCCUAAGUCACAUUACAUUUGAGUGGACGUCCUCUCGAGUACAUUGUGGUUGCUAAUUCAAACAAAUCUCCAGAACAGUCUUAAGAUAACAGUGCUGAUUGCACAUAGUGCAGAAUGUUUGUAUCGGGUCUCAUCGUUGCUGUCUCUAACUCAAGGUGAAGAGGUUGCGGUUGGAUGAUCGUGUUUCCUACGCUUGUGAUCUCUGCUCGGUUACUAUCUGGGUGCAAGCUAUUCGAGAAUGCUGUUGUCCUCAACUGCCCAGAGUCUCGGGGCUUAAAUAGUGAAGUUCAGUAGUACCCGCAGAAACGUUUACGAAACUUUGGCGAAGUGGCCUUCAUCAGAGGAAGUGAAAGCCCCACUGUCACGGUACACGACUGACCUCUCGAACUUGGCUGUUUCUGGCAGUGCAGUGAGGAUAUAAAUGAAGUCGUAAGUCACACAGUCAUGUCUUUCUCAACGUCAACUCCAAACAGUGUAACGCCACUCGGACCGUAUAAACUGCAGCUGGGAAGGCAUGCUCCCCGUAGAACGUUGCCCAUUCUUAAAAUCGAACGGCGCAGAUACAGACUUAUUUUACAGGAGCAAGUGUAAUUUGCUUUUUCUGAGGAAUUUUCUUCUACUGUCAGAAGUCAGUCAACUUUUCCGAGUUCAUCCAUGCGGUAAUACCGCAUAGCUUAUAUAGUCCUUUACAAUUGCGUCUUUUAUGGAAUUUCUGAAGGCCCAAAAUAGUAGAGCAUAGGUUAUAUGUCCAUUGAUUUAAUGGGUAAUGCAAAUAAGUUUGUGAAUACAAUCUAAUUUAAUUUACAAAAAGUUAUGCUACAAUUACAUUGUCAAAGCAUGAUAUUCGGCAAGUUGGAGAUUCACAGAUCGGAAGGCAGGUUACACAGCUAUGUGGACAAACCUUUACCGAGAUGGAGGAUAUACGAAAAACAAUGCAAGUAGCGGCAGUCCCAUCACCAAAAAAACAUUAGCCUACAUGAGUGAGUCCAAACUUUGUUACGCUGCCAUCAGUUAGUGGAGAAAAUCAGUGACCAUUGUCACGGCGUCGCAUGUUGGAGGUUGCGCAACGCCUUUAGGAUGAUCGGAGGCGGCAUUCGUUAGUAGUGGCGCUGGCGACCGCGAGGGCGGGUCGCUACAGCUUACAACUAUGUCGACGGGUCUAGUUGCAUAUGAACAUGUUCCUUAAAAUUAAGGAAUGAUGGAGACUAUCCGCAUCCAACGACCAUAAAAAUUCUUUGUUGGCAUCUUCUCCUUCGUCAUUUGCUGCAAACGAGAUUAGGGUUACUAAAGUCGAACUCCUAACUGAAAGCACCUGAUGAUUCGUCGUCUAAAUCAUUCAUCGAUUUUUUGCCCAGUAGAUGUUUCCCACAUAUCAUCGUGCGGGGCCCCGUGAGUUUCCACACAGUGGUAAUUUGGCAGAUUUAAAAGUCGAAUUUGUGUAAGUAUAAUUUUUUAUCCUUCUGUUCAAUAUGGCAUGCACGGUUCUGCAUUCCUACAGGCUCCAACCUAAUAACCAUCCGUUAUCCAUCUUUCCCUAUUAAAGUAAUUCGUGAAGAAUUUUGCGACACCACACCCAUAUAGGCCUCUAACCGGCAAGUACACCGAACUACUAUCACGUUGUUUGGUAUCAGGCAGUGAAACCGUAAGCAUGAUGUUGGCUUAGCACAUACCCGCAAAUUAUCAGAGAAAGUCUUCAGGCCUAAAGGAAGUCCGGUAUGAACUUAAUGUCAACUUUAUAGACAUUGUAGUCGACAGUCAUCUUUGUGAUGUCCGGUGACAUUAUUCAGUGUUUUCUGUGGUGUGGUCAUUCAUCAUCGUGAUGAGCGGUUCCGGAAAUGCUGACCUUAAAGUUUAACAGAUUACAAUCCGCGAAAUCGCGCACAUUCAGACGGCCACUUCCAUUUAUGGCUCACUGGAUCAUGUGACCUCUCGGCUAAAGCGGCAAACGCUACUUGCACUAAGGAUAUUUGAAAUUGCUUCCCACUUUAUAAAAAUAACCGAGGUGACUGUAUCGUGUUCUCGGACGUGAAUAAACAAUGCAAACACGCGUUCUGACUUUGUCAAAGUUCAUUGCCGCUUAAGGAGGGAUUUGGAGUUCUGCAACCAGUGAUGACCUCCUACAUGUUCUUCAGUUUUAUCAUUGCAACCACGACUUAGCAUGAUGAUUGUUUCUCCCCAAUACGAUCCUACUAUCUUCAGCAACGACAAAACAUAUGAUUUUUGGAAUAGUAUACUAUCCAAUAUUUAGGGUAAUAGGCAAUGCGAUUGGCGACCCUAUUGAAAACGGUACAUACAAUGUUCAUUGUAAACACACAUUUACCAAAAUUUCCCGGUAACAUAUACGCCAACUGAGAAACUUUCUACAGUGUGGAACUGCGGAGAUUACGACAGAAGGUCCUUUCUAUGUACAUUCGCGAUUAUGAGUGCUAUUAUGUACAAUCGGUAGACAACAUAGUCAUUUGUGCAAUUUGCGGGAUUAAUCCAAUCUACCUGUUUAUAAUGCGGCGACACUCACAGAUAACAGCGUAUGCUAACUCCCAUUCGAAUCUUUUGAAUUUCGCCUCAGUUAUCUGUUUUUAGCCACAUAUUUCCCCCCAGUGACUUUCUAUUUACUGCUUUGCACACAUUUUUCUCGUGCUUGGGAUUAGUACCUUGUCUGUCUUCGUCCUUUUUGUUGCUCUUCGUGGUCUUGCCACUCAGUCUUGGCCUGCACGUCAUCACCUGCCUUAAAGAGUUUUUGGUGUCGACCUUUGGUUGUUGCCCAAAUGCACUGGCCUGACCAGAGAGUUUCAGUUUGCAGAUGGUCAUCUGAAUACCUAUAUCGAGUUUCACACCUGUGCGCACCCUUGGAAGAGCAAACAGAACUUCAGGACUUCCGAAAUUUUGAGAAAAACCAUUUUUUACUUGAAUUUCGGAGUCCGGAAUGUGUUACUGAAUAAAUGGUCACGGUGUUGCGUAGAGUGCGGCGCUUUUAAUUAGUUCUUCGGAGCCGCGCCACCUGCGACUCAUGUCAUUUGGGGUAUUCGGUUUCUUUAAGUUUUUGAUUAUAUUCGAGAUGCUUUGCCUCGUUUAAAAAUAAAAUCACAGUUGUCAGAAAUACCCAAAGCGAUCCUAAGGACACAAAACUGAAAGAUUGCGCGAUAGUUGUAGACACGCGGGUUUCUGGUCGCACGACACGUUUUCUUAUAAUUAUAAGAAACGUGCCGGACAUACAUAUCUUAAUAAAUCUCCAUUCACGUAUAUCUUCACGAUAUCUAUUGCUACUGAGUUCCAGCACUGGAGUACCAUCUUCACCGCGAAUAUACUGACGAACGUCUGCCUUGCGGGUUCGUUCAUUUUGCAAAUCGACCAAAAUAGCUUAAGCCAUUUUGGAUAAAAUUGGUCCGUAUUUGAUACCUGUUUAAGUAGUGUUAUAUUUUUUGCAUUUGUAGAGGGACAAAGUUUCCCCAUAAAUCAAUAUAUAAACGCCGUUAAUUUCGUUUUUUACUCUUAUAUUUUUCUGGUAUCAGCUGCAUGUCGAUAUCGACCAGAUUUUGCGUCGAUAUCAACAUGUCGAGAUAGGUAUAUACGCCUGGAUAUCGACUUUGGCCACUUUUUCGAUAUACCCCCGAUAUCGACUUGUCAAGAUUGAGCGAUUUACGCGAAAGAGAUCGUUUUUCUGUGCAAGGUAGAUAAAUAUUUAAACCACAUCCCUUCCUUUGAAUAUAAUGUCCCCUAUUUUACUUCUACUACCAUUUCCUGCCGAAAUGUAAGUUGUUUGAUCGUAUAUUAGCCGGUUCUGAGGACUUUUAACCCAAAACCGAACCCACAUAAACCGUGAAGACAAGCGAGCGGUAUUUUGCGAGUUGUUUAGUAAUUACAUUUGGUAAAUUAGUUCACGCAGAAGCGUGCUCUUAAAUGUCGCUUUCCGACAAAAGAGUAGUAAAAGAGCUUGGGGAGGUGAACCUUCUCACUUUAUCUGAUUCUGCCAGUAGUAAAUAUACCAGCAUUGCGAACAGCAGCGUUUCUCGGUCAAUUCAUGGGCAGCUGUAUUUGCGAGUGCCGAUUUUUUGAUGUUUGGCUACUAUCAUGAUUUCUUCAAAAAUCUGAUCGAUGAGCACAGCCAGAACAUGCAGUAAGCCAGAUUCUUCGACCACUUGAGCCGUCCUUUUCUUUGGAAGGCUUCGAAGGUUAUCAUUCAGCGCCAUAGUGCUGCAACUGUAAAUUAGUAAAAUCGUCGGUCGAGCUGAAAUAUGCUCCCCUAUCAGGUCAGGAGCGGAAUGCCAGCCAAUGUUUCCAUCUGGUUGGCGUGUCUGCGCCGUUUUGGUAAUAGCGCGCCCAAUGAGACUUGGGGAGGUAGCCGUUUCGAACUACUUUUUCGGCAAAACUAGUCUAGUUAUUUGUCUUCCUGCUUUCAACAUCUCACCAAGUCCUCACAACUGAUUUUGAGUUGUCUGAGAGCAUGUUUGUUCAAUUCCUUUUCAAAUACACUGUAUCUCAUCUCUACUUCUCAACACGAAUCUGCUUUCCUCUAAGAAUGGGGUGUUAGUACAUCGGCUGCCAAAUUUGAUUCCAAUUGUGACCCUAGUAAUAUCACUGUCGGUUCGGACGCACGCGCUUUUCUAUCUAAAUCCAAUGCCAAAGCAGUUAUUUUGAACCCAAUAUAUUGUUUAUCUGUCCCUUUUUACUCCCCCAUAUUAUUAUUCUGUGGUAAUUACGUAUAUACACUGAAUCCAUGCGCAAAUCGACCCUUCGAAGGCGGUUAAUUAUCCUUUUGAAGACAGUCGUAUAACAGUUUAUUUCAGUUUCUGCGUUUCUUUUUUAAGUUCCGUUAGUAGAUGA
Spirometra erinaceieuropaei is the source of this 8463-nucleotide messenger RNA. Lineage: Eukaryota; Metazoa; Platyhelminthes; Cestoda; Diphyllobothriidea; Diphyllobothriidae. The record is from the annotation of a GenBank genome assembly.